GGUCUUAGGGACCCUGGCGUGACCAGUCUCAGCCCAACAGUUAAUCCUGGCAAAACAAGCCGUCACAGACUGUAUAUCUAUGUGGCUUGGUCCUCAUCUCUCUAAUACCGGUAAACCCAGUCGAUGUUUCAUUGGCAAGUUGUCUCUUGUCCCUUGCCUCUUGAGAUGCCUUCCAUUCACAGCACCUCAUACCUUCACACUCUGGUCCAACGCUCGGACUGGAAGAGAAUCAGCGCGGCGUUCGUGUUUGUUCCCGUAUUGAGUAUAGCUACGUGGUGGAUUGUGACGUAUUUUACAUCACCGCUCCGAAAAUAUCCAGGACCUCGUUUAGCCGGCUGGACCAACUUAUGGCGCCUGUGGACUGUGAGGAAGGGUAGCUACCACAUUAGGAUCAAAGAACUUCAUGAUCAAUAUGGCCCUGUUGUUCGCAUUGGCCCCAACACUCUGGAUCUUGACAUCCCCGAGCUAAUCAAUACCCUCUAUGGUACUGAUGGCAAGUGGAAGAAGACUGAGUUUUAUCACAAUAACAGUGCUGUCAUCAAUGGCAAGAUCACAUAUCACCUGUUCAGCACCACUGAUCAGGCUGAGCAUGCCCGCAUGAAGCGUCCUAUUGUCAAGUACUACUCUCAGAGCAGAGUCAUAGGUCUUGAGCCUCUGUUUGAUGGUUUGAUCAGCGAAUUCUGCGACCAUCUUGAGCAGAGGUUCAUGAGCGGUCCUGAGCCAACAGGAUUCGACUUUGGCGAGUGGAUCGGUUUCUAUUCGUGGGACGCAAAUGGUGCUGCUUCCUUUAGCCAGCGGUUUGGGUACAUGGAUAAAGGGUACGACUAUGACAACACCAUCUCUAUUGCCGAUAAGGCCCUUGACUAUUUCGCCGCUGUCGGCCAGAUGCCCUUCCUCGACUUUCUUCUCGAUAAGAACCCCAUUAUGCGAAUCGGCCCUCCCAACUUGGCUAACAUCACUCGCAUCUCGCUGGAACAUUUGAUCUCUCGUCUGCAAGGGAAGGAUGAGAACUUCGACCCGAAAGUUCCUGACUUUCUGAACCACUUUAUCGAAUCAAAGAAGACAAACCCAGAUCUAGUCAAUGAUGGCAUUAUCAUGGGUUAUCUUCUUGUCAACCUCCUUGCAGGCGCUGAUACCACUGCUAUCACCAUACGCGCUUUCUUCUGGUACACUCUCCAUAGCCCUAGUGUUUAUUCCAAGCUUGAGAAGGAGAUCCUGGCUGCCGGCAUCGACAAUGUCGCCUCCUUCAGCUCAGCACGAGCAUUACCCUACCUUGAAGCUUGUGUCCGUGAAGCAAUGCGUAUGCAUCCAGGUGUAUGCAUGCUACUUGAACGCUACGUCCCCGAGUCCGGCCUGAAGCUUCCGGACGGCAGCUUUGUGCCUCAAGGGACAGCGGUAGGCAUCAACCCGUACGUUGCCGGACGUAACAAGGGCGUCUAUGGCGAUGACGCUGACUCAUAUCGCCCUGAACGCUGGCUCCAAAAUGAAGGCGAGACUGAGGAGGAAUAUAACAAGCGAAUUCGACUCUACAACGCCGCCGACUUGACGUUUGGUAGCGGCUCGCGAGUCUGCAUUGGUCGCCACCUGGCUCAGCUCGAGCUUUACAAGAUCAUAGCCACGCUUAUCAACAAGUAUGAGAUCUCUUUAGUGGAUCCAGCCGCACCAUGGGUAGUUACUGGUAGCUGGUUUCCUCGUCAAAGAGGUCUUGACUGUUACUUAAAGAAGCGAGCCUAAUAUAGUUAAGCAAGAUACUUGACUAUAAUAGUUAUAGUUCUUGAUUGAUAAAUUAUACUCAUAUGUAAGACUAACUGCAA
Molecule: messenger RNA, 1814 nt
Organism: Fusarium verticillioides 7600
Lineage: Eukaryota; Fungi; Ascomycota; Sordariomycetes; Hypocreales; Nectriaceae
Exons: 6
Coding region: 124-1734 (536 amino acids)
Molecular function (GO): monooxygenase activity; heme binding; iron ion binding
Source: RefSeq, a predicted model, not a curated record